CCGGCGGAGCCAGUCAGUGUCGAGGGUGCCGCCGGACUGCGACAACGUUUCCUUUCUUCCUCAACUUUCCGAAAAGCCAAGUCUGAUUCGGGGACCCGAGCAGAGCGCGCGCAUACGGCAGUACGUGGAGGACAUCAAGUAGUAGCAGUGCCUCAAGAUGAUCGGCGUGGCGGAGCAGCACGGAGGCUGGGCGACCAGCGACCCCAUGGACGUCCCCGGCAAGCAGCCCCUAUACAAGACAGAGGGCUCCCCACCGUCGAGCGUGCCCACCCUCAUGGACGGCGGCAACUACAUCAAGGAGGGCAAGGACGCGGCCAAGAGCACGUGCCUCAUCUUCUCGCCCAAAGCCGACGAGGUGGGCGCCCUGGCCCGCUCCCUCAAGAUGUUCGAGGAGCAUGGCGUGAACCUCCUGCACAUCGAGUCGCGCGCCUCACUGCGUGUGCCCAACCAGUACGAGUUCAUGGUGGAGUGUGCGCCGGGAGGCGACCUGGGCUCGGCCAUCGAGAACCUCCGACAGCGCUCCGCCUACUUCAGCAUCAUCUCCCGCAACUACAAGGACAAUAUGGGCACGGUGCCAUGGUUCCCGCGCCGCAUCCGUGAGCUGGACCGUUUUGCGAACCAGAUCCUCUCGUACGGCGCCGAGCUGGACGCGGACCACCCGGGCUUCACAGACGAAAAGUACCGCGCCAGGAGGAAGUACUUCGCCGACCUCGCGUACCACUACAAGCACGGCGAGCCGCUGCCGCACGUGGACUACACUGCCGAAGAGACGGAGACCUGGGGGAAAGUGUUCCGCGAGCUCACCAAGCUUUUCCCCAAAAACGCCUGCCGGCAACACAACCAUGUCUUUCCCCUCCUCAUCGAGAACUGCGGCUUCCGGGAGGACAACAUCCCACAGCUUGAAGACAUAUCCAACUUCCUCAGAGACAGCACGGGCUUCACCCUGCGCCCCGUGGCCGGCCUGCUCUCCUCGCGAGACUUCCUCGCGGGCCUCGCGUUCCGCGUGUUCCACUCGACGCAGUACAUCCGCCACCCGUCGCGGCCGUUCUACACCCCCGAGCCCGACGUCUGCCACGAGCUGCUGGGCCACGUGCCGCUGCUCGCCGACCCCGCCUUCGCGCAGUUCUCCCAGGAGAUCGGCCUCGCCUCGCUCGGCGCCCCGGACGACUACAUCGAGAAACUCGCAACGUGCUACUGGUUCACCGUGGAGUUCGGCCUCUGCAGGCAGGACGGUACCCUAAAGGCGUACGGCGCCGGCCUCCUCUCCUCGUUUGGAGAGCUGGACUACGCCCUGAGCGGCAAGCCAGAGCUCAGGCCCUUUGAACCGGCCAAGACGGCUUUGCAAAAGUACCCCAUCACAGAGUACCAGCCCGUCUACUACGUGGCGGAGAGCUUUGAGGACGCCAAGGAGAAAAUGAUCAAAUACGCCCAGACUAUUCCCCGACAGUUCACCGUCCGUUACAACCCAUACACACAGAGCAUAGAGAUGCUGGACUCCAAGCCCCACGUGCUCCAGCUGGUCCAUGGCAUUGGUCGAGAGAUCCAAAUUUUGGGAGAUGCUCUGAAGAAGUUGUAGUUAAGAUAGUCAGUGCUAUAUAUAUA
This is a messenger RNA of Frankliniella occidentalis (western flower thrips), 1602 nucleotides long. RefSeq names its product protein henna. The coding region runs from base 158 to 1576 and encodes 472 amino acids. Gene Ontology annotation, molecular function: iron ion binding; phenylalanine 4-monooxygenase activity. NCBI's taxonomy places the organism in Eukaryota, Metazoa, Arthropoda, Insecta, Thysanoptera, Thripidae. The transcript has 6 exons. The record is from RefSeq and is a predicted model, not a curated record. Gene Ontology annotation, biological process: L-tyrosine biosynthetic process; L-phenylalanine catabolic process.